AAAUCGCACUUGCACAUUGACUUUACAAGGAUGUUUGAAAAGUAAGUCCUCGUUGCCGUGUCGUGUGUGGAACACAGUUAGCAUCAAAUAAAGCUUAGAAGAAGAAAAUCACAAUGAAAAUGGAAAUCAGAGAAAGCAUCGAUUGAGAAAAAAACAAAAAAAACACUUGUGGGUUGAACUUAAAAGCCAAUCCCACAUCAACCUAUUCGAAUCAGGUCAAUAUCUCUAUCUUCAUCUGCAAUUCAAUUCGCUUGAUGGGUUUUCGUUUUUCGUCAACAUCACGAGCAUUAUCACUACUACUCAGAAUCACACCAUUAAAUUCCCCAUUUCUUUUCGAAUUUUAGUUUGCAAAACCCAUAUGAAUAAGGACAUAGAACUGUGAUUGUGGGCAAGUUUCAAUCUCUCUUUCACCUGUUUGUUGAUGGGUGAAACUGAAGAGGGAAUGGUAAGUAAGGUAAAGAAUGAUGCAACAAAGUCAAACCCUAAGCUAACUGUUUUGCCACUCAUUGCUCUGAUCUUCUAUGAGGUGUCUGGGGGUCCAUUUGGUGUAGAAGAUUCAGUUAGGGCUGGAGGUGGCCCUCUCUUGUCUUUGCUUGGUUUCUUGAUCUUCCCUUUGUUUUGGAGCAUCCCAGAAGCUCUAAUCACAGCUGAACUCGCCACGAGCUUCCCCGAAAACGGUGGCUAUGUCAUUUGGAUAUCAUCAGCUUUUGGGCCUUUCUGGGGUUUCCAAGAAGGGUUCUGGAAAUGGUUUAGUGGGGUUAUGGACAAUGCCCUUUACCCGGUAUUGUUCCUUGACUACUUAAAGCAUUCAUUCCCAAUCUUUAAUCGAUUAGUUGCUCGAAUUCCUGCUCUUCUAGGAAUCACAGUUUCGUUAACAUAUUUGAAUUAUCGAGGUCUGCACAUUGUUGGGUUUUCUGCAGUCUUGCUUGCAGUUUUCUCGCUCUGCCCAUUUGUUGUAAUGGCUCUUCUUUCAAUUCCUCGAAUUAGGCCUCAACGGUGGCUAGUUGUGGAUUUUAGGAAGGUGAAUUGGAGGGGGUACUUCAAUAGCAUGUUUUGGAAUCUGAAUUAUUGGGAUAAGGCAAGUACACUUGCAGGGGAGAUUGAAAACCCGAGUAGGACAUUCCCUAAGGCAUUGCUUGGGGCUGUGGUUGUGGUAGUUUCUUCGUAUUUGAUUCCACUUCUUGCGGGAACAGGAGCUUUAAAGUCUGAUCCUAGUGAGUGGAGUGAUGGCUAUUUUGCGGAGGUUGGUAUGCUGAUAGGAGGGUUUUGGCUCAAGUGGUGGAUCCAGGCUGCUGCUGCAAUGUCUAACCUGGGGUUGUUUGAAGCAGAAAUGAGUGGUGAUGCCUUUCAACUUCUUGGGAUGAGUGAAAUGGGAAUGCUUCCGGCUAUAUUUGCUUCAAGAUCGAAGUAUGGGACGCCCACCAUUAGCAUCUUGUUCUCCGCAACUGGUGUUAUAUUUUUGUCAUGGAUGAGUUUUCAGGAGAUCUUGGAAUUUCUCAACUUCCUUUAUUCCAUAGGAAUGCUCCUUGAGUUUGCAGCUUUUGUAAAACUAAGAAUAAAGAAGCCAGAUCUUCAUAGACCGUACAAAGUCCCAUUACAAACCUUUGGCGCAACAAUGCUUUGCCUACCUCCUGCUUUACUGCUUAUUCUUGUGAUGUGUUUGGCAUCUUUACAGACAUACUUAGUUAGCGGGGCUGUCAUUAUUCUCGGGGUUUUCUUGUACCCUACUGUAGUUCAUGCAAAGGAUAGGAAAUGGAUACACUUCAAUACAGAACAACCCGCUGGGCCAUCUGAUACUGAUCCUGAAGGCGAUCCAAUUCUUUCAGAACAGCAUCAAGAAGUCAACGAUGAAGCUUCAGUUAGCCUUCUUUCGGGCCAGUCAUCUUCUGUGACAGAACAAACCGCAGAAGUCUCAUUGGAAGAAGUUCUGAAAUUGGAGUAAUAGCUACUCACCAUAGUUCCAUAAUAUGCUUAGAUAGUUACGAGUUUACCUUCACAAUACCAACUUUACAGAAGAAUAAAUCAUCAUUUUAUUUCAUAAGCUGCAUUUCAUAAGUUGUAGUGAUAACUUACAUGUACUUGAUUGAAAUUAUAUUGAUGUAUCUCAGUGGAAGAUUUUAUCUAAUAGCUCAUGGUAUAACUUUGUGAUUAGUGAUCAACUCAUAGUAGGAUAUAUAUGUAUUCAACGUAAAUAAAAAUUGUUAGCACUAGUAUUUUUUCAUUUA
Cornus florida is the source of this 2225-nucleotide messenger RNA. RefSeq names its product probable polyamine transporter At3g19553. Gene Ontology annotation, biological process: transmembrane transport. Gene Ontology annotation, molecular function: transmembrane transporter activity. Bases 422 to 1942 code for a protein of 506 amino acids. NCBI's taxonomy places the organism in Eukaryota, Viridiplantae, Streptophyta, Magnoliopsida, Cornales, Cornaceae. The transcript is spliced from 3 exons. The record is from RefSeq and is a predicted model, not a curated record. Gene Ontology annotation, cellular component: membrane.